UGAACUUGAUUUUAUUUUGGCAUUUUGUAAAAUACAGAGAAAAUAUCAAGAUGAGGAAAUUAGGUGGAUAUACAAAUCAAAAAUAGAGUAAAUGAAUCAAAUAUGUGACUCAUGAAGCCACUUGUCAAGUUGUAAAAUGUGAUUUAUAGAGUCAACCCUCAAAACUAUUUAAGUUCUCUUAAUUUCUCAAAAUACCUUCACACGCAAAAGAUCUAGUUGGUAGGUAUACAUUGUUUUUACGUGUUUCUGCAUGAAUUUUCAGUAUCUUUCACACUAGAUAUAUAUUCCAUAUAUAUCAUGAAUAUAUCUCUGUGUUCAAAAGCGCGUAUAAUUGAUUAAUUUGGUACAUUCGUUUAAUAGAACACAAUCUUUUUCGUAUCAUGGUUAUCCUACUAAAUGUUUAUUAUUAGUUCCAAUCCUUCUAAGAUAAGAUAGGUAUACGUACCCGCUUUCAUCCAUCCAGUUCGUGUCUAAGUUGAAAUCUUAUACUUAAUUACGUUGACAGGCGGCUCUUAGCAAUUAGCAUAAUAACAUAACACGAUGAAACAACUAAUUUUAAAAUGUGUAUAAUGAUCUUUCAAUCCAUAACUCUUUUCAACCUCAUGUUUUUCAUGCUUACCUUUUGGUAACUUAAGAUUUAAGCUGCUCAAUACGUUUUCUUUUGUGUCUGCAUGAUUAUGAUCAAGUGGUAGGUGAGAUCAGAAUGUCCUACAAUAUACUCUGCUCAAGAUUCGAGCCUCCCAUAAAACAAAGUGUGAUAACCAUUUACUUUUUGGCAUUAGUCAGUGUGAUGACCAAUCUAUUAUAUAGCACUAAGCAUUUUCCAAAAUAAGGCAUAUAAAGAAAUAUUUCUUUUCCUAAGAGUUUAGUUCUAUUUCCAACUUGCUGACUGUCCUAUAUCUUAUUUUCUACGGAUAUAACAUAACCUUUUUUCAAUUGUACACGAAAGUAUUUUGUUUUCAAGAGAGCUCAAGUCAAGUAUUAAUAUCAUUAGCCCUGGAUAUCAUGAGUUUACAAAACCGAAAUCAAAAGAUCUUAUUCUACUAUUCCAGAUUCCUAUUUCCUACACAACUUAUAAUGAUUACUGUUGUAAGUUGAAUAUUACAACAACAAACAAACAAACAAAACAACAGUAACGAUGUUCAUUAAACCAUUAAUUAUUCUUGUCAACGAAGUUGUACGUAAUAAAGUAUAAAAUCUUGAAAAAACGACGGUCCUUUCAAACCAGAUUCCCAUUUUCUCAAGUAUAAAAUGGACUUAUUUUUAUUCCAAUAAUAUAUAAAAUAAAUAAAAGUCGACGGCAGCGACUAAAAAGCUUCAGAAACACACACAAAAGAAGAAAAACUCAACCUUUGAAAAUUUCGAUAAUAAAUUAAUAAAGGAAAAUUCAAAGUCUCAUUAGCGUAUGGUUCACUCCUCUCUUACCAUUCCACUCUUUUCCCCAUAUUUUCAUCACACUUAUUUCCCAUCAAAUACACACACACAUGUUUAUAUAUAGACAUACACUUCCACAUUAUACAUUUCAUUCAUUACUUAGAAAAGCUAGUGAAAUUCAAGAAAACAAAAAGAGAGGAAAACAUUCAUUACCAAAUGGCUCCGUGUCGUACGAUGGUUUUGCUCUGUCUUGUUCUGUUUCUGGCGGCGAGUACUACCUCUACAAGAAUUGGAGUCACCACCAUGGAGAUGAAGAAUAAGAAGAGCUUAGGGUUUAAACACAGCUAUAUUUUUGGUUACUUGCCCAAAGGAGUUUCCAUUCCUCCUUCUGCUCCUUCUAAUAGACAUAACUCUCUUGUUGACUCCCUUCCUCAUUGAUUUCAUUUUGUAUGCUUCUAUGUAUUUUUUGUAUGUUAAUUUUGUAGAUUAGAGACAUACAGGAUUAAACUCUUUGUAUAUACUUUCAUACUAUUGAUUUUUUUUUUCAGAUGUUUACUGGACUAGUCUAUGUAUUAAACUCAUGAUGGCCAUAUAAAGAUCAAGAAAUUCAAUUAACUUGUGUGAAAGAAGAAAUAAGUGAUAACAUUGAUGGUGAAAAAUAUGUGGACCUAAAAAAUCAAGACUAUAAUUGGUAAGAAAAUCAACAAUGCUCAACAAUGGAGGAUGGAUGGUGGUGGUUACCGCAAUGGCAGUGGACGGAAGAUGUGGUGGUGAUGGUUACAACGACGGUGUGAAAACUAUGGUGGUACUGGUUGUGGAGAAUGAAGCGGUCGUGGAUACAUGAAAAAGAUGAUCUUUUAUGAUAAGGAUUACUGUGGUUGUGGUGGUGCUCGUGGUAAUCACCGACAUAAUUUAUGUGGUUGAAGAAAGAGACAUUAUAAAUAGAAUGGAACAUAUCAAAUAGUCUAGUACAUAUUGUUUAAAUUUUGAAAUGUAUAUGAUUGCAAUGAAAGAAGCAAUGUUUACCUCAACGUUAACUCAAACCUUCUAUAAACUAAACCCAAAACACUAAUCACUAAAACCUAAAAGGAAAUAUAAACCCUAACUCAAAUAUCAAAAUAUGCACAUAGUACAUAAUAUUAAGUAGUAUCAAAAUAGAAUAGUAACAAACAAAAUAACAUAGUUCAUAUUGUUCAAAUUUCAAAAUGUCUAUGAUUACAUGGAAAAAAGUAAUGCUUAUCCCAACGUCAACCCAAACCUCUCAUAAACUAAACCUAAAACACUAAUCAUUAAACCCUAAAAGAAAAUAUAAACCCUAACCCAAAUAUCAAUGGUAUGGAACAAAC
Messenger RNA from Brassica rapa (field mustard), 2720 nucleotides. Its product is annotated as protein IDA-like. NCBI's taxonomy places the organism in Eukaryota, Viridiplantae, Streptophyta, Magnoliopsida, Brassicales, Brassicaceae. The record is from RefSeq and is a predicted model, not a curated record.